UAAAAAUUUUGAUUUCAUUAGGUACUAUUAUUGUAAAAAUAUUCAAAACAGAGCCUACUGAAUGGAUUUUUUGGACUCUCUCGAUUUGGAUACCUCACACAAAAAAUGUCACCGCGUCCGAUCUUGGUAUUUGUAUGAACAGUAUAAAUCGCUAGAAAAAAAUCAAUUAGAUGCUGCUGAGAGGCUGAAGAAUAAAUCAUAUCAAGACAAGAUUUUAAAGCAGGAAAUCAAAGAAAGGCGAGAACGUCGUAGUCUAUGCAGUCACUUUGGCUCUUGCCAGAGUGAAUCUAAAAUAGAGAAAACCAUUAAAAGCGCUCCUUCUAAGGGACCCUUGAGCGUCAACACCGACGAUCUUUACGAAACUUUUUGCAAUUUACAAGACUAUCAUUCCUACGAUUUCAAUGACAAUAUUAGUAACAAUGAUAGCUCUCAGACGAGCAAAAAUUUCGAAGAGUUUAGAAGCGUAGAUGAUAAAAGGGAACUCAGUGAUAACGAAAGCGUUCACAGCGUUAUAAAAAAUGUUACGUUUGAUAAAAAUUUAGCCGACGAUGUGAAGGGAGAGCUAGAGAUCGUCAAGCAAAAUAUUGCUGAUAAUAUAAACAUACAACUCGAGACUGUUAAGGAAAACAUCGAAUGUUUGAAAAAGUUUACGACACUUGGCGACACUGAUAAUAUACCAGACAACGAUAGCUCAGACGUUUUUGAGCAGUGCAUAUCAUCAGAAGUUUGUGCUGGCGAAGAAGAUAAGUUUUCCCCAAAAAAUAAUAAGGAAUUCUUCCCGUCGUGGGCUAAGUUGGUUGCUUUUGCCAACGAAUCCGUUCAAUUUAAUCACGGCAAUUUUUACAACGAAUUUAGCUCUCAGAUCAUGAUAGCUGUGUUGUUAUGCGAUGUGUUACGACGAGGAGUCAAUAAAAUGUGUCAUAUUUUGCAGCCCUACGUUUCCCCUAUAAAAUAUGCUACUAGCGACUCUGAUGUAUCUGUUGAAAGUUACAAAAGCGCUGAAAGAAAAAAAUCAGGUUGCCUGCUAAAUAAGUGUCCAUCUUUACAGUACAAAAAGGCUGCUAAAUUUUGCUAUAAUACUAAGCAUCAAAAAUCAUCCUGCAAAAGAAUAAAAUCCUGUCGCAAAUUGCAUUGGCUUCUUGAUAGAGAAUACCAGUCAGAGAACAAAUGGCAGCAGCAUUCGAAAUACUCUUUUGACAACUGUGUCAACGAAAUGAGAGGUGGAGCGAGUGAGCACAGUGUGUCAAAAUUUAUACGUGGACAGACAUCAAGUGGAAAAUCGUGUAGUAGUAGUAUAUGGCCAUCGGAAUUAAGCGCAAAAUUUUCAGAGGAAAUCGGUGUUUGCAAGUGCAAACGUCUUAGAAAUGUUGCGACCCCUUUAAUGCAACUUGCACGAUACAUCGAAAGUGUAUUGCAAGACAUUGAGAAUUAA
This is a messenger RNA of Pararge aegeria (speckled wood butterfly), 1432 nucleotides long. RefSeq lists its product as uncharacterized. NCBI's taxonomy places the organism in Eukaryota, Metazoa, Arthropoda, Insecta, Lepidoptera, Nymphalidae. The transcript has 5 exons. The coding region runs from base 62 to 1432 and encodes 456 amino acids. The record is from RefSeq and is a predicted model, not a curated record.